Molecule: messenger RNA, 1096 nt
Organism: Nomia melanderi (Alkali bee)
Lineage: Eukaryota; Metazoa; Arthropoda; Insecta; Hymenoptera; Halictidae
Gene: Ccm3
Product: programmed cell death protein 10 Ccm3
Biological process (GO): regulation of Golgi organization; positive regulation of MAP kinase activity
Cellular component (GO): FAR/SIP/STRIPAK complex
Molecular function (GO): protein kinase binding
Source: RefSeq, a predicted model, not a curated record
AUUACUCGAAAAUCAAGUUGCACAACCUGUUUACCUCAUUUUUCGAGGAGAUAUUGGACUGUGACAGCUGUCAUAUCAAUAUUAUGAUUGUGAUUGAUAACUUUUAAUAUAAACAAUUUAACCGAUGUCUGCGUUUACUGUUUCACAGUUGGACUAGUCGCAUUUUACAUUUACAUCGCUCAUAAAUUAAUUACGUUUCAACUGUUCUUCCAAAUACACGUUGUAAACGAUGACAAUGGGUGAUGAGACUCCAGUUGCAUCACUGGUUCUUCCUGUAAUCUUAAGACCAAUAUUAAUGAAGCUAGAAAGACAAAAUGUAUUGGCUGCUCAGACAUUACGCACAGCUCUAUUGAAAGCUGAAAAUUCUUAUCCAGGAAUUACACAUGACUUCAUUCUUGGUAUAAUACGACGUGCUGAACUUAAUCUUGAUAUGAAUGAAAGUGUUCUGAGAUUACAAGGAGCAGCUUCUGAUUAUGAUGUUGUGGAAUAUAGAUCAGCUAGAUCUGAAGAUGCUUUCCAAGAGUUAAAUCGUAAAUCAACCUCAUUAAAAAGAAUACUUAGUCGAAUUCCUGAUGAAAUAACAGAUCGCAAAACUUUCCUUGAAACGAUCAAAGAAAUUGCUAGUGCAAUAAAGAAACUUUUAGAUGCAGUGAAUGAAGUCAAUGCAUUCAUACGUGGUUCUGCAGGAAAACAGGCAUUGGAUCAGAGGAAAAGGGAAUUUGUUAAAUAUAGUAAAAGAUUUAGUAACACUUUGAAAGAGUAUUUUAAAGAAGGACAAGCUAAUGCAGUAUUUGUGAGUGCACUGUACUUGAUCCAUCAAACAAAUAUGAUAAUGCUCACGGUAAAAGACAAAUGUGAGUAAUGAAUGUUCAAAGUUAUGGAAUAUAAUACAUUCACGAUAACGAGGUUAUUUGUAACUAUUAUAGAGUGUAAUAUUAUAAUUUUAUCGAUUUUGUUACAUAUUUGAUAAUAGAAUUUAAAUAUCAUUUAAUGUAAAGUAUAUAACAUCAUUAUUUUAUAUGUAUUAAAUUGUUAUAACGUCAUUAUUAACAAAUGAAGUCAUAAACACAUGAGAAAAGAUCUAAUAAAAGAUAUA